AUGAAACUUGGAGAGUUUUCUCAGACAGGACAGUCGUUGCUGGGCAUAUUCAUCAUCAUGAAGGAGGCUGACUAUUACCGAAUCUCCAGACUUAUUAAUCAAAGAGGAUUGCAUUUUAACACAAAUAUUUUUCUCUCUGUUGAUUGUUGUCUCUGUAGGCUGAAUGUCUGUGACCUCUCAGAGAGAAGCUGUGAAGCUCUGUCCUCAGUUCUCAGCUCCCAGUCCUCCAGUCUGAGACACCUGGACCUGAGUAACAACGACCUGAAGGAUUCAGGAGUGAACCUUCUGUCUGAUGGACUGAAGAGUUCACACUGUACACUGGAAACUCUCAGGCUGAAUGUCUGUGACCUCUCAGAGAGAAGCUGUGAAGCUCUGUCCUCAGUUCUCAGCUGCCAGUCCUCCAGUCUGAGACACCUGGACCUGAGUAACAACCACCUGAAGGAUUCAGGAGUGAACCUUCUGUCUGAUGGACUGAAGAGUUCACACUGUACACUGGAAACUCUCAGUGUGUCAGGCUGUCUGAUCACAGAGGAAGGCUGUGUUUCUCUGGCCUCAGCUCUGAGCUCCAACCCCUCCCAUCUGAGAGAGCUGGACCUGAGCUACAAUCAUCCAGGAGACUCAGGGGUGAAGCUGCUGUCAGCUGGACUGAAGGAUCCACACUGGAGACUGGACACUCUCAGGUAUGAAGAGGCCUGCUGCAGCCACAGAUACUCAGUCUGAUAGAGGAGGUAGAGCUGGAAACUUGUCUCUGUCACACUGUCAGCCUGGCUCAUAUGACCCUGACACACCAAGCUGACCUCAAAGAACCAGAGCUGAUAAACACCGACUCAUCAAACUGUUUGUGUCCCAUCAGACCAUCAAUACAGACACAAGUAGUCAGGGAACAGUAGCCAGGAUGUGCCAAAACAGGGAGGGAAGGUGAUGAAAUGUUUCUGGAGCGUUGUCUUGUUUCAACAUUGGAUAAUAGGACAGUGGUGUAUCCUGACAUGUUGUAGGUUCAUGGUGGGUUGGCAUUCAUCAACAUCGUCAUGCUGCAGAGGGCUGUACCACGAAGCAAGAUCAGUGGCUUAGCCAGAUAUGUUGAGUUGGGUUUUCUGUACUACAAAGGUGGCUCUUCUAACCUGGCUAGAUUGCCAUGGUAACCUCUGCUACAAACCUAACCUGUUGGGACGAGUUUAUGCUCCGAGUUUCCGCUUCAAAUCAGCUAAAAAGCACCUUUCACUGCUCCUUUGAGAAGCAUCACUCUAUAAUCAAUGUGAAUAUAUGAGCGAUGCAGAUUGUUAGCUGAGGGAAAACAUUAUAAAUGCACUUUAUCCAACUUGUUGAGCCGUAACGUUACAUACAUGUCCGAAGCUGUGUGAUUACAGUAGUGUUUACUGUAUCUAUCACGUCACUUUAUUUUAACACAGGAACCUAGAGUCCAUCAGUGAUGCUGAAAAUCUGAGGAACAUUGUUUUAUUUUAUCUGUAAGGUUGUUGUUGCUCUCACUGAACUACUGAAUACAUUUGUGUCCUCUGGUCCAUCUGUCCACGCUGGCUCUAAGAAAAGCUUCUUUAAAAUCACAGGUAGCAAACAGGUGACUAUAUUAUUAAUCAGGAUGAUGUUUACUGUCAUAUGACAUAUGAUAGAAUCCUGUCAAAGCACCAUAACGUUACCACUGUGGAUUAGGUUUUAUGUUUGGUCCUGAUUUGCUGAAGUCUGUUUUACACUGCUGGUAUAUGACAGCUGAUAGAACACUGAUUAGAAGGUAUAUCUAAU
Molecule: messenger RNA, 1758 nt
Organism: Epinephelus moara (kelp grouper)
Lineage: Eukaryota; Metazoa; Chordata; Actinopteri; Perciformes; Serranidae
Product: ribonuclease inhibitor-like
Exons: 4
Coding region: 1-720 (239 amino acids)
Molecular function (GO): protein binding
Source: RefSeq, a predicted model, not a curated record